Molecule: messenger RNA, 339 nt
Organism: Histoplasma capsulatum G186AR
Lineage: Eukaryota; Fungi; Ascomycota; Eurotiomycetes; Onygenales; Ajellomycetaceae
Exons: 3
Coding region: 1-339 (112 amino acids)
Source: RefSeq, a predicted model, not a curated record
AUGACUGUCCUGGCGGGGAAGUCUGGCGGUAUUGCUGGAGCAACGCGAUCGUCAAUCUGCAAAGCGAAGGAUGCAGCACGAUCAAAGCAUCAAAUCGAGAGUGGCUGGGCGAGGUUAGCCAUCGCAGCCCACGGUCAAACCCCCAGGCUAAGGGCCUCACAUUCCGAGAAAGUGGAGGUUGCAAACGAACGGAGAGGUUUGAGGUGGUUGAGCGAAGGUGAGAUAUCCAUCCUCGGAAUGGGGUCGAAGCCUCGACCCCGUGACCUGGACCCCCGAUUGGCCAGCAUUCCUUGGCGCCACUCGCGAUUGGAUGCCCCGUGGCUGCAGUUUGGGGCCUGA